AAUGAAAUUUAGAGAUCACUUCAUCCGACUCCUUCAUUUUACAGAUGAAGAAACAGAGGCCCUGGAAAGAGAAGAGACUUGUGUAGUUAUGUAGGUAACUAAGCCAAGCCAGGAUCUGAAGCCAAGAGCUCUGCCUCCAGAUCCACUGUGUGGCACAAAGAAGAAGCUCUGGUGCAUCAGUGACGACACCAUUAUGAGCAGCAUGAAUGUUGGGGCCUCAGUCAUUGAAGUCUUCUUGUGUUUUUGGGGAUUUUAUUUGUCUCCAAGGAGCACUGGAUGGAAGGAUUUGUUGCAGCAUUUUGGAGUUUGCUGUGUGGUUGGUUUCAUCUCAACUGUGUUCUUAUAUCUUGGCUUGUAUUGGUUCCUGGCAUCCUCAGCAAUCUUCUUCCUUCCUUUCUGGAUUAUUAUGUCAAUCCUACUGUGUUGGUCCAAGCAUAUACGCUGCUUUGCUAUUCUCUUCUUUCUCUCUUGUGGACUACGUGAAGGCAGAAAUGCUCUGAUUGCUGCUGGAACAGGGAUCGUGACGUUUGGCCACGUGAAAAAUAUCUUCCAUAACCUGAAAGGUCUGCUGGAAGGCAUAACCUGCAACCUCAGUAUCAAAUGCUUUGCUAUCCAUUUCCCUCUCUUAAACAAAUACAUUGAAGCUAUUCAAUGGCUUUAUAGUCUUGUCACAGAUAUCAGUCUGUUUGAAGAGAUUGUCUCUUGGAAUCACACUUUGGCCAUGUCUAUUCUAAGUCCCAGCAAAGCCUUUGAGAUUAGGCUAAACGACACCAAACGAGAAAUCCUGAGUGUGAUAGAUCAUGUCACCACUGUCACAGAGGUGGUGUCUUCUCUGGGUCAAGGGCUAUUGACUGUCACUGGGUUUGCUCUAGUCUUACUCAGCACGGGAUUCUUCAUGAAACGCUUCUUGGGUUCUCAUAACCGUAGAUUUGAAAACAUCUACAUCACCAGGCAUUUCAUUAAGUUUGAUGAAAGUGAGAGGCAUCACAAAAGGCCCUGUGUCCUUCCACUUAGUAAGCAGGAAAGAGAAAAAUACAUCAUUAUUCCUUCCAUCUGCUUGGCUCCUAAUGAGAAGAGAAGACUUGGACUGUUUUUCCUCCCCAUAUUGACUAAUCUCUAUGUCUGGGCCAUGUUUGCAGCCAUGGAUUAUGGGCUGUAUCAGCUCCUUUCUUCAGUAAACAAACAUCUCCAAAACUUGCCAGGAAUGGAGGUUCACUUGAAACUGUACAAUGAGGUGAAAGGAAAUCAUGACAUCAUAAGUGACUCUUACUUUAAUAUAUCUCUGUUUGAGCCCAACUGCAUCCCCAAACCUGAGCUCUUCAUGUCUAAAACAUGGAUUCCACUAAGUGUCAUCAUCCUGAUGUUGGUGGUACUGGGUCUGCUGUCCUCCAUCCUGAUGCAAUUUAAAAUCCUAGUGUCUGGGUCAUUCUACCCUGAUGUAGAGAGGGACCGCAUACAAUAUCUGCAUGCCAAGAUCCUCAGGAGAAGAUCCAAGCAGCCACUGAGGGAAGGAAAAAAGAAACUCAGGCAGUUUGUUACAGAGCUACAUUUCUGGUUUCCUGUCCUGAGAAUGUUUGGGGAGGGCACAGCAUCCCCUGCAAAUGAAAACAAUCCUUGAAAAAUUCCAGGCAGCUCUUCAGCUAAAUAUAUCUCAGCAGCUCCUCUCAGAUUUAUGGAUGGUUGGCACAUGUCACGGUUCAUUCCCAACUGUAUGGAAAUGUGACAUUUACUUUCAUUUUAUAGGCUUAGAAUUUUCAGGGCCAGCACUCAAGAACUCUAGAGGCUGCUUAUUUCCUUCAGGGUACCUAUUAUGUGCAAUUAGCCUGGACUGUCACUGGUUUGGCAGAAGGGAGAGGGUCAAGCGGAGGAGGAGUUUCAUUGUAACUUUGUAAUGAGGAGCAUGGUGAUGUGGAGAAAAGGAAAUAAGCAUUUAUAUGGCACCUACCAUGUAUCAGGUACUGUGCUAAGCCUUUUAUGAAUAUUAUCUUAUUUAAUCUUCUUACAACAGCCUGAAAGGUAGGACUGUUGUUAUUACUAUCAUUUUAUAGUUGAGGAAACUGAAGCAGGUUAAGUGAUUUGUCUAGUUUACACAGUUAAGUAUCUGAGGAUGGAUUUGAAAGCAUCCUGCCUACAGGCUAAAUGCUCCAUCCACUGUGCCACCUAGCUACUUGGUGGACUCCAAGCUGGACUUGUAAUCAGGAGAAAAUUGGGUCUAAAUCCUGCCUUUGACAUCUACUGAGUGGCUAUCAGAAAGUUACUUUGCCUCAGUUUUCUCAUCUGCAAAAUAGACAAUAUUGGGUGACACAGUGGAUAAAGCACUGGCC
Phascolarctos cinereus (koala) is the source of this 2324-nucleotide messenger RNA. It is a transcript of the gene DCSTAMP, whose product is annotated as dendrocyte expressed seven transmembrane protein. NCBI's taxonomy places the organism in Eukaryota, Metazoa, Chordata, Mammalia, Diprotodontia, Phascolarctidae. The record is from RefSeq and is a predicted model, not a curated record. Gene Ontology annotation, cellular component: endoplasmic reticulum membrane; cell surface.